This is a messenger RNA of Penaeus indicus, 978 nucleotides long. RefSeq lists its product as uncharacterized. The record is from RefSeq and is a predicted model, not a curated record. Lineage: Eukaryota; Metazoa; Arthropoda; Malacostraca; Decapoda; Penaeidae. Bases 1 to 978 code for a protein of 325 amino acids. The transcript has 7 exons.
AUGAGGAGGGAGGGUGACAACCUGGAGAUCAUACUGCAGGGAAAAAUCGAAGGAAAACGAGGCAGAGGCAGGCAGAAGAGAAGAUACGCCGACACCAUCAAGGCGCUGAGCGGAUGUGGCAGCAUGGUUGGAGCAAUGAGACUAGCGGAAAAUCAACUAACAAUAUUUUCAUAUUUCAUGAGAAUAGAAAACACCUCAUACUUCAAUGUACGGCAGCUAAAUCAAAUAGAAAUCUGCAAAUUCGCUGAGAAGGGCUUCUCGAAACUGCACCAUCUAGUAGCAGCUGAUCAAACUAAUGAAUAUGAUGCCAUUAUGAAGUAUGGGAAAUCCGAGGUGAAAACGAGGUUGUCCCUGAAAGUCUUAGCUGACACGCUUGAAGAUGAACGCAAGACAACCGAAGAUCAGGAUGCUCAGAUCAGGAAGAUGGCGGAGGCGAACCCCUUCACCAAUGCAGUUAAAAUACAAGAACCUGUAGCUCCCAAUGACAGACAAAACAUCUACGAAACUACGAGGAGUGGCCAUCCACCCCACCAGCCCCCCCAGCCACCCAACACCGCCACCUACCACACCCAACUAAUCACCCAACCUCCGACCACCACCCAACCGCCCACACCCAAACGCCACACCCAACGCCACAACCCAACCGCCACCACCCAACCGCCCACCACCAACCGCCCACCACCCAACGCCCCACCACCAACCGACCACCACCCAACCGCCCACCACCCAACCGCCCACACCAAACCGCCCACACCCAACCGCCCACCACCAGACACACCCACCUACUCAGCUCACCCAGCACACCCAACCAGCACCCAGCCACCACCUACCACCUACACCCACCCCCCAAACACCCAGCCAGCCACACCUAACCUCCAGCCACCUACUCGCCUACAUCCAACAAUCACCCACCUACACCCAGCCACACUCAACCGCUCACGGGCCCCCUCAGACACCCAGCCAGCCAGCCACACCUAA